AUGGCCUCCGCGGGCGGCGCGGACGACCUUCUCCGCAGCGCGCGGCUGCAGAUCUCGCGGCUGCGCGAGGAGGUGACGCAGCUGGGCCUGCCAGCGCCGCGCCCCGCGUCGCCGCGCAGCCCGGCGGCGGAGGAGCGCAGCGGCUCUCCUGGGCGAGCGGCCGCGCUGGCCUCCCACUGGGGGCAGCCGCGCUGGUCUCCGGGGGCCGCGGGGGAGGAGGCGCCGUCGCCGGGCGAGGUGGAGCGGCUGAGAGCGCGGGCCGGGCAGCUGGAGCGCCAGCUGCGGCAGCGCGACGGGGCCGAGGCCGAGCUGCAUCGGGCCAGGAGUUUCAGGAGAGCCCACCUCUCUCAUUCCUGGCCUGUGCAGGGCUCGCCGCACGGACGCAUAGGAGCAGUGAAAGUGAAGUCCUCUCAGCACGACCUCGCUUUCAUUGUGAGCUACUUCCCGUUUCGGUGCACCGAGGCAAGGGGCAUCCCGAGGACAGGCGUGACCACGAUAACGGGCUGGUAUCCAUGCGGCCCCACCUUCCAUAGGCACGAGAGCUCCAGCUACAGCGACCACCUAGCGAUCUUGGCCCCGCGGUUGCAGAGAUUGCAGCGGUGUGCGAUCGCCUGCAGCCUCACCCGCAGAGUACGCGCAACCCCGUCCACCGCGAUGCUUGACCACAGGAUAAUCGCGGCGGAAAUAGACUGCAAGCCCACCUUCCAGGCCCCCAGGGUGGACGCGACAAAAUGGGACUACUAUUCGCCCAGCAAAGCGCUGAAGGAUAAGGAAGAGGCAGAGGUGUUCAGGAGAGAAGUCGAGCUGGCGUUGGAGCGGCGCGUACGCGACGCAGGACACACGGAGGUCACCACCUGGAUGCGGGAUCACGCGCUCGAGUCUUCAUGGGCAGAUAUGGUCGAGCAGGAGCAGUUCCUCGCGAAGGCCGCGGAGCAGGACUACCCGAUCCACCCUGAGAUGGAGCGCUGGGAGGCGGCCAACCUAGACCUCGACAGGGCGGGGGCGCCCGCGGUGGGCAACGCGCUGCAGCGGCGCCUCUCGGCAGUGAAUGUCAGCCAUAUCGCCGCGAAGCACGACGUGGCGAACGCACUUGCCAGCGUCAGCCACGAGCACCUCGACAAGACGGCGUGCCAGAUGUAUCGGCCAGGGGGCGCGCGGAUCACGCUCGCCAGACAUCGCUGCGCAGCAUGCGCUGUGAACCCGCGCGACGGGGGAGGCACCUUCGCCCGCGCCGCGGGGUGCUUCAUGGGCGAUUCCGACGCGGCCGCCAAGUUCAGGGUCGCGUUUGAGCAGCCGGCGCAGGUGUGGGUGAUCGGAGCGGCGGUCUCGGGCCUUGAGGCGAGGGCCCUCGCGAUGGACCAGAAAAAGAAGCUCGAUUCGGGCGCGGCCAGGCAUGCUAGCGCGCUGCGCCGGGGGAUCGCGAUCUAUAGGCAGCUGAAUGAUGAGGUGCCGGAGCUGCUCGCCAAGUUCUUGAAGUGCAACAUGCAAUUCCGUGGACAAUGGCUCGAGCCCCCGAAGGAGACCCCCAUCGGGCUCCACGAGGCACUCGAGGAAGACGCAGCCGAGCCGUGCAAGAUGGAGCUGCAGACGAGAGGAGACGGGCAGUCACGCGCGGCGUCGGGAGCAAGGGCAGCAUCGGCAGGCAGCGCGAAGAAGGAAAACCCGAAGAUCGUGGACACUUCAGAGCUCGACGGCAUGACUGUUGAGAUCAGGGCAGUCCAGAAGUACCUCACAGGUCUCCCGUUGGCGGAGGCCGACAAGAGGAUCACAGAGAUGGGCCCCGACUCAGUGGCGUUCCGCGCGGGGCUAUUCGAGGGCGUCCUAGCGGCGGGAGUGGCGGAGAGGCGCACGUGCAAGACGCAGCUCGAGGAUCGCAGAAAGCAGCAGCAGCAGAAGCAGGUCAGUGUCCUGCUGAUGGGAGAGCUCGAGCCGAUGGUGAAGAUCACAGGCUGCCACGAGAUAUGCAAGGUCAAGCUAGUCCUGGGCGUCGCGAGCAGCAAGGCCCGCGACCAGCCAGUGCAUGAGGCGCUGGACCAGGUGGGCGCAGCCUACGAGCAGGGCAUGGCCCCGAAGGGCCAAUGCGAGUGUCUGGUAGACACGCGAUACCACGAGCUCGAGGUGACGAUGGAGAAGCAGGCGUCAGGAGCAGGCGUCAGGAACUUUGCGGGGCACAUGGUCGUCACGAUUUUCUCCAGGUGCCUGCAGCCGCUGAUGAGCAUGGCGGAGGAUUUCGUGGUGACGGACUUCAUACGGUGCCGUGCGGAGGCGCGCUCCUCGGAGCUGGCCUUCUCGGAGCUGGCCUCGGUGCGGGCGGAGCUCCUGGCCGCCGGCUCCGAGCUGCGGGCGGCCCGCGCCGAGUUGACCGCGGUGGCGGAGCAGCGCGACGCGGCGCUGUCGGAGCUCGCGGCCGCGCGCGCGGCGCGGGGCGCGGCCGCCGCCGCGCCGAGCGCCCGCGCCGCGGCCGCGGCGCCCGCCCGCGCCGAGGCGGCCGCUGUGGGCGGCGGCGGGGAGGCCGCGGGCUGCCGGGGCGCCGCGCGGGCGGCGCCCGACGAGUGCCCGCAGGAGGGCGCCGCCACCGUCCGCAGGAUCGAGGAGGCCGUUGCGGCGGCGAUCGACACCAAAUUAGAGUUCGUGCAGAACCAGCUGGACGCGCUGAAGGCGGGCUCCGUUGACCCUUCCAGUGCGGGAUCGGCUGACCUGGCGAUGGAUGAUGGUGCUCGUCCUGCACAUGCUGGUGGAGGUGGAGGUGGCGGAGGCCCCAGUCGACAGGCACCCACGGAUGCAUGUGUGCGCUUCCUUGGGACCUUCCCGAGGCCGCUGCUGAAGAAGGCGAGGGAGAAGCACUACAAUGAGACGGUUCUUGCACGAUGUGCGCAUCUAUUGAAUGGAGUGACGCCCUUCUUCCACGGCAUCUCGCAGAGCUACAAGCUCACCUUCCCGACCACCGUCGCCGCGAAGACAUUCCAGCAGAGAUGCAACGAGGACGGCGGCCAUGACUGUGGACAAUCGUACUCAGAAGACAUCAUCGAUUCGCUGCCGAUGAGGCAGAGAGCUUUCAAUGGCAUCUUCGAGCCCUUCCUGAAUGAGUUGAAGAAGAGCCCCAAGUGGGGCCCGUCAUGCCGCCUGGGGGUGAACGGAUUCAAAGGAGUUCUAUUGGUUCGUGAUGAUGAGGACAUCUGGGAGAUCGUCGCAGCCAGGGACAAGUCGAAGUCGGAUGUGGAGUUCAUUCCAAUCCAUGAGGAGCUCGCCGAGUGGGGAAUCAGCGCUGAGACGGCGUCCUCCAUCAUCGAGCGGGUCCGUGCGCAGCUCUAG
Prorocentrum cordatum is the source of this 3312-nucleotide messenger RNA. Lineage: Eukaryota; Dinophyceae; Prorocentrales; Prorocentraceae. The record is from the annotation of a GenBank genome assembly.